AUGAUUUAUAUAGUAAGCAUUUGGACUAAAUAAAAAAAGAAGCAGAAGGAGAUCAUCCAUUAAUUGGAAAAAAAGAAAGCAUAAAUAUAUUAAAAACUGAAUUUGAAAAUAACUAAGCAUUUAUUAAUAAAAUAUAAAAAAUAUUUAUUUAUAAAGACUUUGGACACUAAAUACCCUUAAAUAAGAAGAGUAAGAAGGGAUGGAAGUUGCUUUUACAGAUCAUAUUUAUUUUAAAUAUUUGAGCACAUUGUUUUGAAUAAAGAUAAAAAUCUUCAUUAAAAAAUAUAAAAUAUAAUUAAAUAAUCAAAAGAUGAUUUAAUAAAAGCUUAGUAUUAAGAAUUUGUCCUCGAAGAUUUUUAUGAUAAUAUAAUGGAAUAAUUGGCAAAUAUAAUAAACUAUGAUUUCAGUAUAGAUAAUUUAUAAAAUAUGUUUAACGAUAAAUCAAUUUCAGAUUAUUUAGUCAUGUACUUGCGCUUUAUGACUUCUGGUUAUUUAAAAAAUAACGCUAUUUUAUACGAAAACUUUAUUGAAAAUGGAGUGAGUAUCCAUUAAUUUUGUUAAACUGAAGUAGAUCCUUUAGAUAAAGAGGCUGAUUAAAUACCUAUGAUGGCUUUAAUUAAUUAUCUUUGUGUACCUAUAAAAAUAAUUUAUCUUAAUUCUAACCCUAACAAUACAGAACCAAAUAUGAUUAUUUUACCUGAAGGUAUAGAUGAGAAAGAUGUUUUUGUUACUCUUUUAUAUAGACCAGGUCAUUAUGAUAUUGCUUAUACAAAUUGA
This is a messenger RNA of Ichthyophthirius multifiliis, 777 nucleotides long. RefSeq names its product otu ubiquitin aldehyde binding 1, putative. Lineage: Eukaryota; Ciliophora; Oligohymenophorea; Hymenostomatida. Gene Ontology annotation, molecular function: ubiquitin binding; cysteine-type deubiquitinase activity. Gene Ontology annotation, cellular component: nucleus. The record is from RefSeq and is a predicted model, not a curated record. Gene Ontology annotation, biological process: protein K48-linked deubiquitination. The transcript is spliced from 4 exons.